Molecule: messenger RNA, 1460 nt
Organism: Brassica rapa (field mustard)
Lineage: Eukaryota; Viridiplantae; Streptophyta; Magnoliopsida; Brassicales; Brassicaceae
Product: heavy metal-associated isoprenylated plant protein 36
Molecular function (GO): metal ion binding
Source: RefSeq, a predicted model, not a curated record
CCAAAAAAUAUAGAAGCCAAACAUCAUGUGUUCUAUAUUACAUAUGAAGUUGCAUAACAUCACUUUCCCUCUGCUUGGUUCUAAUUUCUCUCUCCAAUGGACCUUGGAACACAGAUAGGAGCACAAAUUGGUACAGAGAUCGGAACAGAUAUUAAACCAGAGACAUGCCAAGAAGAUCAGAGACAUGUUUUUCAAGAAUACCAAGAACCUCUCAGAUACACCACAUGGGUUUUGAGAGUUUCUAUCCACUGCGAAGGAUGCAAGAGAAAAAUCAAGAAACUAUUGAGCAAAAUCGAAGGUGUAUACACAACGAACAUCGACGUGAAGCAACAGAAAGUAACGGUGGUUGGAAACGUGGAGCCGGAGCUUUUGAUCAAAAAGAUCAUGAAAGCUGGUAGACACGCCGAGCUAUGGCCGACGUCGAUGGACAACAACAACAACAACGAGUGUAACUACCAGCAGAGAGAGAAGAAACCAAAGAAACCUAAAAACGAUGAUGAGGACAGCAGCGAAGAUGACGAAGACGACGGAAACAACAACAACAGCGGCGGGAUGAUGGACGGCGGCACAUGCAUUGGCGGGCCUCCCGGAGGCGGCGGUGAUCAGGUGAAGCAAGUUGUGACGUUUGUAAACGGACAGCCUCAACCACCGUCUGGAGAUGGAGCUCCAAAGAAGAAGAAGAAAAAGAAAAAGAAGAAGAAGAGCACCACGGUGGUGAUGGAAGGAGGAGGCGGUGGUGGCGGUGGUGGUCCUCCGCCGCAGAACGGUGGACCACCGGAGACUGUGAUAUACUCUGCUCCACCACCAGAUCAAUACCAUCCUCCUCAUCAGCAGCAGCAGCAUAUGUAUCCGACGGCUCACAGUCCUCCACGUCAUUACCAACACCAAACGUACGGUCCUCCUCCUCCUACGUACUAUCACGCGCAGCCUCAAACGGCGCCGUCCUAUACUGUGAGCUAUAACACGGCCCACGGGCCGAGUCAAAGUGGGCCGAGUAACGGUGGGAAUGACAAUGCGGCGUCGUAUUACGCGGCUCCUCCUUCCUAUUAUUCUUACGAGUACGUGGACACGGGAUACGAAUCUCCGCCGCCCGAAUUUUAUUCGUAUAGAUCUCAGCCGUGCGAAUCGUUUGAGGCACUCAGCGAAGGCAAUCCAAACGCUUGUGGCGUCAUGUGAUUGGUCUAAAAGUUUUUAGAAUCAAAUGAUUAUAAUUGGGCUUUGAAAUGGCAUCUUGUUAAUGCUGAACGAGUUGUUACUAGACUGGUACUUUCACAAACAAUCACUAAAAACAAUCUCCAUUGGUAAAAUUAAAUUGAAUCAAAUAUGUAUACCUUGAAUAAAAAGAUUUUGCACAAUGAAAUCUGAGGUUUCAUGUAAGAGACAUAUAUUUUGUAUUUUAGUAGAUAUCUUAUUGUAAAUGAAAUGUGAUAAAUUACGACUCUACAAAAAGAGUUGUGAAA